CUUGACAUAUGCGCGUAAUCUCCCGGCGCUUUUUUUCUCUUCCUCUUUGGAGGUUUUCAAUUUUUCACUUAUACGCUGCGCCAUUCUAUCUCCUCCGAGUUUUCCAUUGAAUCGCAGUCCAUGUUCUCCAUUGAAGCGCCUUCUGAUAUUUCUAUCCUCCAUUGAAGCAACUUCUCAGUGUUUUGCUGGCUGCAGUUGUAGGCGGCGAAGCAAGCGUUAUUUGAGGAAUUCAUUAGUUUACCAGGCAAUAAUCUUUGUGGCAUAAUACAACUAUUGUUUUGUUGAAUUGAUUGAGAGAAUCUAUGGGGGAAUCUGAGGAUGUGAAAUCAAAGUCGAGGAAGGAGGAGAUUGAGACCAAGGAGGAGUCUAGAAGGAGUCGAGGCCGUGAACAUGAAAAAGAAAGAGAAAGGGACAGGGAUAAGGAAAGGAAUGGGGAAAAGGAGAAAAAGAGAGACAGGGAGAAGGAUAGGGAGAGUAGGCGGUCGGAGAGAGAUAGAAGUGUAGAUGAUAAGCAUAGGGAGAGGGAAAGGGAUCGGGAUAGAGAGAAGCACAGGGAUAAACACAGGGAUAGGGAGAAGGAGCGGAAAAAGGAUCACAAAGAUAAGGAUGGAGAUAGAGAAAGUAGAGAGAAAGAGAGAGAAAAGGAGAAGGCAAAGGAUAGAGAACGAGAGGAGAAAGAGAAGGAGCGGGAGAAAGAAAGGGAUAGAGAGAGGGAACGGGAGAAAGAAAGGGAAAGAGAGAGGGAGCGAGAGAGGGAAAGGGAAAGAGAUAAAGAGAGGGAGAGAGAAAGGGAACGAGAGAGGGAGAGGAGGGAAAGAGAAAGAGAACGCGAGAGGAGAGAACGUGAAAGAGAGAGGGAGAGGGAAAGGGAAAGGGUGAGGGAAGAAAGAGAUAAGGAGAGAGAGAGGCGGCGCCGUGAAGCAGUAAUUGAUGACAGUGGCGAUGAGAGGAAGGACAGAGAUAGGAAACGGCGAAGGAGAGAUGAUGAGAACAAGGAGAGAGACCGAGAACGGAGUAAAUCAAGAGACCGAGAAAGAAGUAAAUCAAAAGAUCGAGAUAAAAGCAGAUCACAUAGGCACCGGGAUGAUAGUGUGGACAGCCAGAAGAAGAAGAGUGAUGAUGAGCCUGACAGAAUUCAGGAAUUAAUGGAGACAAAGGAACAGGACAUGGAGGAGGAACAGAAGAGAUUGGAUGAUGAGAUGGAGAAACGGAGGAGGAGAGUUCAGGAAUGGCAAGAGCUGAGAAGGAAAAAGGAAGAAGAGGAACGACAACAGCUUGGGGAGGCAAAUGCUGAAGAACCUAAAGCAGGUAAGAAGUGGACACUAGAAGGUGAAUCUGAUGAUGAAGAACCUGCUACAGAAGGGCAGUCAGAUACAGAUAUGGAUGUGGAUAGAGUAUUUAAACCGCCAGUUGAAGCUGGUGAACCUAUGGCUGUUGAUGUUGAGAAUGGAAAUGCAUUACCUAAUGGGGGUGCUGCUGCAGCUGAAGAGGAAGAUAUUGAUCCUCUGGAUGCCUUUAUGAACUCAAUGGUGUUGCCUGAAGUUGAGAAACUGAGUAGUGCUGUGCUUGAUACAGAAAGUACUGAAUUGAAUGGCAAGGAUAAAAAUAUUGAACAAAGCAAUGGUGAGGUGUCUAAGAAAGCUCCAAAGAAAUUUCUUGGAAGAAUAAUGCCUGACGAGUAUUCAGACCCUGAGUACGAGGAUCAAGAGGACGGGGGAAUGAAUUUAGAGGAUGAAGAUGAUGAUGAGUUUGUUAAAAGGGUGAAGAAGACUAAAGCUGAGAAAUUAGCCAUAGUUGAUCAUUCAAAGAUUGAUUAUAUAGACGUCAGGAAGAAUUUUUACAUUGAAGUAAAGGAUAUUGCAAAGAUGACUCUUGAGGAAGUUGAUGCUUACAGGAAGGAGCUGGAGCUGAAAGUUCAUGGAAAAGAUGUGCCAAAGCCAAUCAAAACCUGGCACCAAACUGGACUAACAACUAAAAUUCUGGAGGUGAUCAGAAAGAUGAACUUUGAGAAGCCAAUGCCAAUCCAAACUCAGGCUUUGCCCGUAAUUAUGAGUGGUCGAGAUUGCAUUGGUAUUGCAAAAACUGGUUCGGGAAAGACCUUGGCUUUUGUGUUGCCAAUGUUGAGGCACAUUAAGGACCAGCCACCUUUGAUGUCUGGAGAUGGUCCAAUAGGACUUAUUAUGGCCCCUACAAGAGAGCUAGUCCAGCAAAUUCACAAUGACAUAAAGAAAUUUGCCAAAGUAAUGAAUUUGACCUCUGUACCUGUAUUUGGUGGCUCAGGUGUUGCGCAGCAAAUAGGUGAUCUGAAGAAAGGAGCAGAGAUUGUUGUAUGCACCCCUGGUAGAAUGAUAGAUAUACUUUGUACAAGUGGUGGUAAAAUAACAAAUCUUAGAAGAGUUACCUUCUUGGUCAUGGAUGAAGCUGACAGGAUGUUUGAUAUGGGUUUUGAACCUCAGAUAACGAGAAUUGUCCAGAACAUAAGACCAGACCGUCAAACUGUAUUAUUUUCUGCUACCUUUCCUCGUCAGGUUGAGGUUUUGGCAAAGAAAGUCCUGAAUAAACCGGUGGAAAUCCAGGUUGGUGGGAGAAGUGUUGUUAACAGAGACAUAACCCAGAUGGUUGAAGUUAGGCCUGAAAGUGAAAGGUUUCUUAGACUCUUGGAACUGCUUGGGGAGUGGUAUGAAAAGGGAAAGAUUCUGGUCUUUGUCCAUUCCCAAGAUAAAUGUGAUGCAUUGUUUAAGGAUUUACUCAAGAGUGGUUAUCCUUGUCUUUCUCUUCAUGGUGGAAAAGAUCAGGGGGACCGUGAAUCCACCCUUGCAGAUUUUAAGAGUAAUGUGUGCAACUUAUUGAUUGCUACUAGCAUUGCUGCUAGGGGUCUUGAUGUAAAGGAUCUUGAGCUAGUAGUUAAUUUCGAUGUCCCCAACCAUUAUGAAGACUAUGUUCAUCGUGUUGGCCGGACAGGUCGUGCUGGUCGCAAGGGGCAUGCUAUUACUUUUAUUUCUGAAGAUGAAGAAAGAUAUGCUCCUGAUCUUGUGAAAGCUUUGGAACUCUCAGAGCAGCCCCUUCCACAGGAUCUGAAAGCGCUUGCCGAUGGGUUCUUGGCAAAGGUGAGACAGGGUCUUGAGCAAGCCCAUGGAACAGGUUAUGGUGGAAGUGGGUUUAAGUUUGAUGAGCAGGAGGAUGAAGCACGGAAAGCAGCGAAGAAAGCACAGGCCAAAGAGUAUGGUUUUGAGUUUGACAAGUCAGAUUCAGAGGAUGAAGACGAUGAAGUCCGCAAAAGAACAGAUGUUACUGUACCCAACCCUGCUCUUGGUGGGCAAGGGUUACCAGAUACUACAGGGCAUCCUGCCUCGGUGUCGGGCACAGCUGGCUCAGUGCCUGGCUCUAUACUGUCAAUCAAUUCAGCAGAUAAUCCAGCUAGGGCAGUUGCCCUCGCCGCAUCAAUGAAGAUACUACAGAAUUUAGCCAAGCUACAACAAGAUGCAAUGCCUGAGCACUAUGAGGCAGAACUUGAAAUCAAUGAUUUCCCACAGAACGCUCGCUGGAAGGUGACUCAUAAGGAGACCUUGGGUCCUAUAUCUGACUGGACUGGAGCUGCCAUCACAACUAGGGGACAGUAUUAUCCUCCUGGCAAGGUUGCAGGUCCUAAUGAACGUAAACUAUACCUCUUCAUCGAGGGACGUUCAGAGCAUUCAGUCAAAACAGCUAAAGCAGAACUGAAGAGGGUUUUGGAGGAUAUCACAUCGCAAGCUAUCUCUCUUCCAGGCGGGGCCCAACCUGGCAGGUAUUCUAUUCUCUGAUAACCAGAGUCUUAAUUGUACUGCCUUAAUGGUAGUACAUUGGUCAUCCUGAGAUUGGAAUCAGUAUUAGAUGCUGCUGGUGUACCAUCAUCCAUUUGCUUUGCUAUACUUUAUUAAUGUUUUGCUUACUUUUGUAACAUUAAGUCUGGUUGUCAUUUCUUAAAUGAUUCUGUUGUGAUGGAUGAGACUUGCUAAGCUAUGAUGCUCUAAACUUGGUACAUCAUUCAUCUUUAUAUCUGAUUUUGCUUGUGAGGAGUAGAAAUUCAUUGGUAUGUGUCAGAUUAGGGGUAUGAGGAUAUUCAUGGAUAAACCUGCCUAAAUGCUAUCCAUUUCUAUGUUUUUUCCCAUACAUAUGUUGUAGUUCACUAAUUUGACUUAACAGUUCAGCAUUUGAAUAUUUAUGCUUGAUCUCUGGUAGUCCGUGCCUCUUUUGAUCGAUUUCUUUUUUCCUUUUUUUUCCUCUCGUUUUCAUCUUUAACCUGAGCUCGAGGGAGGAUCAGAGGAGACCAUUGCCUUUUGACAGAAGUGGCUUACUGUCUUGCAUGGCUUCUGGAGGCUUACAGAAAGCAAUUUGGGUCUGACAGUUGGAAAACCAGAAGCACUUCCUUGUAUAAGCUUAAAUGGGGUUAUUGCAAUUGCUUCCCCCCAGAAGUAUCUUUAUAGCUUUGUGAUAUUGUAUGUUGAAGAUAUUGUGAUUGGUUAGGUUCUGUUCAAGGUUAAAUUUAGAUUACGAUUUA
Chenopodium quinoa (quinoa) is the source of this 4537-nucleotide messenger RNA. RefSeq names its product DEAD-box ATP-dependent RNA helicase 42-like. The coding region runs from base 303 to 3800 and encodes 1165 amino acids. Gene Ontology annotation, biological process: mRNA splicing, via spliceosome. Lineage: Eukaryota; Viridiplantae; Streptophyta; Magnoliopsida; Caryophyllales; Amaranthaceae. The transcript is spliced from 3 exons. Gene Ontology annotation, molecular function: ATP binding; RNA helicase activity; nucleic acid binding. The record is from RefSeq and is a predicted model, not a curated record. Gene Ontology annotation, cellular component: nucleus.